AUGGCGUCGUUUCUUCAGAGUUUAGUAGAUCCCAGGAAGAAUUUCUUGGCUCGUUUGCACAUGAAAUCCGUCUCUAAUCGCCUCCGCAGAUACGGUCUCAGAUACGACGAUCUCUACGAUCCUUUGUACGAUUUGGAUAUUAAGGAGGCGCUUAAUCGGUUACCGAGGGAGGUCGUCGAUGCGCGUAACCAGCGUCUAAAGCGUGCGAUGGAUCUCUCAAUGAAACACGAGUACCUUCCAGAUAAUCUUCAGGCACUGCAGACACCAUUCAGGAGCUACCUCCAAGAAAUGCUGGCUCUUGUGAAGCGGGAAAGAGCUGAGCGAGAAGCUUUGGGAGCUCUACCUCUCUACCAAAGAACCAUUCCUUAA
Arabis nemorensis is the source of this 369-nucleotide messenger RNA. The record is from the annotation of a GenBank genome assembly. NCBI's taxonomy places the organism in Eukaryota, Viridiplantae, Streptophyta, Magnoliopsida, Brassicales, Brassicaceae.